AUGAAGUAUGUUGGAGGUCAGAUAUGUGAAGUACCUAGAGUGGAGUUGGAUCUGUUUUCGUUCUUUUGUGUCAGAGACCUUGUGCGGGGUUUUCUUGGUUAUCCUGAUGAUCACUAUAAGCUUUGGUGGAAAAGGCGAGAAGAAUGCUUUGAUCUUGACCUGAAGCAAAUAUGCCUGGACAAGGAUGCUAUGAAAAUUGCAAGGUAUGUUCAGUCUGGGGUAAGGCAGGUGGAUGUCUACCCUGAACAUACAGUGGAGUUGCCAGUGGAAGAAGAACCUGCUGCUGCUGGGAAUGUGAUAUCACCUAUUAAUGGUGAGAAAAUGUGGCCAAAGAUAUGUGAGGAUCCAAUUCUGCCUCCUGAAUUCAAAAGAGGGCCUGGUAGGCCUAAAAAGUUGAGGAGGAGGGAGCCUGAUGAACAACCACACCCUACAAAACUACCUAGAGGAGGAUCAGGAUACACAUGUGGUAGAUGCCACCAGAAAGGGCACAAUCAGAGAAAGUGUCAUCUGCCACCACCCCCACCACCACCAAUCUCUGAGAACAUUGAUGAGGAUAAUGGAACUGAAACAGAUAACCUAUCACAGGUGUUUGGUAUUAAUAUUGAUGGAACAAGCCUUGAAGCUGGAGCUGGAACAAAUGAUGAAGUCACUGCUGCAAAGGCAAAAGACAAAGCACCCCCAAAAACUACCUCUAAACCACCACCAAAAGCUGCUGCAAAAGCAACUUCUUCAAACCCAAAGCCAAAAUACAAAGCACCCCCAAAACCUACCUCUAAACCACUACCAAAACCAAAACCAUCUUCACAGCCACCACCAACAGUUUCUGCAAAACCUCCACAGGCACCAAGACCUUCUUCACAGCCACCUCCAAGAGCUGCUGUAACACCACAACAACCACCAAAACCUUCUUCCCAGCCACCUACAAAACUUGCUGGAAAACCACCACAUCCAACAAGACCUUCUUCCCAGCCACCUCCACCAAAACCACAACAGCCACCAAAAGCUACAUCACAGCCCACUACAAGAUCAGCUGCUAAGUCUGGCCUAGGAGGAAGAAAGAGAGGUCGUGACAAUGAGAUUGGCCAUUGGGUUCUAAAUGACUUCAAAGAUGCUGCAACUAGAUCUACAAUUAGAAGAGGAAAAGCCAAAGUUGUUGGCAGUGAAGGACAGGGAAAUAAAGGGAGGAUGUCAAAGAAGUAA
This is a messenger RNA of Lotus japonicus, 1200 nucleotides long. RefSeq names its product actin-binding protein wsp1-like. The record is from RefSeq and is a predicted model, not a curated record. The transcript is spliced from 2 exons. NCBI's taxonomy places the organism in Eukaryota, Viridiplantae, Streptophyta, Magnoliopsida, Fabales, Fabaceae. The coding region runs from base 1 to 1200 and encodes 399 amino acids.